Puccinia graminis f. sp. tritici CRL 75-36-700-3 is the source of this 288-nucleotide messenger RNA. RefSeq lists its product as uncharacterized. Lineage: Eukaryota; Fungi; Basidiomycota; Pucciniomycetes; Pucciniales; Pucciniaceae. Bases 1 to 288 code for a protein of 95 amino acids. The transcript is spliced from 3 exons. The record is from RefSeq and is a predicted model, not a curated record.
AUGUCAGUGGAUGAUGAAGUUCAGAAGGCAGUGUUUUUGGGGAGCGUUUAUGUGGCCGGCGUCUUCUGGAAUCACCAAAAUCAAUGGAACAGCUACGUCAAGGUUGUGGAUUGCUCCUUGGGAAAGAAAAUGAAUAUUCACCUUUCAACUGGUGAUCCAACUACGUUGAGAGCGAUUCCAAAACUGAAGAGAGGCGACUGGAUCCAGGUUCAAGGGUAUAGUGCCCAAGGCCUGCCCCGAGAAGACAGAGUAAUGAAAGUCAAGAUUUGUAGCUUUGGGGCGGUCUGA